AUGCCGAAGGAAAAACAUCGUUGGGAACAAGUGGCAACCAAAUUAAGUGUAGAUAUUCAGGCUCAGUUUGAACAUACCAUGGAACUUAGCUAUUGGUAUUUACCACAUCAUUUGAGAAAAUGCUUAUUAUAUCUUGCAGUAUUUUCGGAGGGCAGAGAGAUUCAAGUCUCAAAGUUAACAUGGUUAUGGAUAUCAGAAGGUUUUGUGAAAACUCACUCGGAGAGGCUUCCGGAGGAUAUUGCAGAUAAUUACAUGGAGAAUCUUGUUGAGAGAAACCUAGUAAUGGUUUCUAAAAGGAGUUUUGAUGGUAAGAUCAAGGCAUGUCAUAUUCAUGAUCUGUUGCUUGAAUUUUGCAGGAAGAAAGCCGAGUUGGAGAAUUUCGCACAGAGGAUAAAAGGGGAGCUUAGAAAUACUGAAUUCUCUUCGACAGAUCAUGCAUCAGACAUUUUUAAAAGGUUCAGCUUUCUGAAGGUGUUAGAUUUUGAAUUCACCGUAAUUGAUUCAUUACCACAAGGACUAACCUUUUUGAGGUAUCUUGCUUUUCGGACUGUUGAAGAUACAUUAUCACUCCCAACCGAUCUUCUGAACGUUGAAACUUUAAUAGUUCGAGGAGUUGGAGGACGAGUAUCAUUACCAAAUACCAUUUGGAAGAUGGUUAAGUUGCGACAUCUACACAUAUAUGAUCAAGCAUUCUUCACUUUAAACAAUAGAGAGGAAUUCUCAGAAACCUCCUCUACAAUGGAUGAUCUGCAAACGAUUUCCUCAGUAUGUUUUUCUCGUGUGAAGAAUGCUGAUAAGAUCUUGGAGAAGACACCAAAUCUUCGAAAAAUGAGAUGUGAAGUUUCCAAAUUUGAAGGCUCAUUUCCUGCAUUUAGCAAACUUAAUAAGCUUGAAAUGCUCAAGAUUUCUUCUGGUGAACAAUUGACCUGGAUCAAUGAUUUGAACAUCCCAAGAAACUUGAAGAAGUUGACACUGUCCUAUUUCCGGAUAGAUCUUAAUGAAGUCGCAACCCUUUCAAAUCUUGAGGUACUCAAGCUGCUAGAAGUUACCAUUAGAUCCAAUGUAUGGAAAGUGAACGAUGAGCAGUUCCUUCGACUCAGAAUCUUGAAACUAGAAAAUCCUUCUUUUUCAAGAUGGUAUGCCUCAGAUGAUGCCUUUCCAUGCCUUGAACGCUUGGAACUGAAAAGAUGCCAGCACCUCAAGAACAUCCCUUAUUGUUUUGAGCAUUCUUCGUCCCUGAAAUCGCUUAAGAUUAUAUCCUGCAAUGACAUGCUUGCCAAUUCAGUCAUGCACACCAAAGAAUCAUCAAAGUAUUUGCACGGAGCUUCUGGUUUCGAGGUGAGUCUCGAGCUGUUUGGAGCUAAACCAGAGUUAAACGAGCAGCGAAACGACCAAACCAAGGAAAUAAAUAUUCUGAAGUGUAUUCAAUAA
Solanum pennellii is the source of this 1431-nucleotide messenger RNA. RefSeq names its product putative late blight resistance protein homolog R1B-23. The transcript is spliced from 3 exons. The record is from RefSeq and is a predicted model, not a curated record. The coding region runs from base 1 to 1431 and encodes 476 amino acids. Gene Ontology annotation, biological process: defense response to other organism. NCBI's taxonomy places the organism in Eukaryota, Viridiplantae, Streptophyta, Magnoliopsida, Solanales, Solanaceae.